CUAAAAAAUUUCAAUAAAAUUCUGUAAACGUGGAUCGCGUUUAUAUAUAUACAUAUAUAUGUGUCAAAGUUUAGUUUGUUUAUACUAUAACGUAGAGGAGAAUAGGUCAAUGUUAAUUAAAAUUAAAUAAUAUAGUAUUAACAAUAUGCGGUGCUACAAUAGAAAUUAUUUUUUAUGUUUAUUGUCCUUAUUAUUUGGAUUAAAGGGAAUUAUUUGUGUGUCUAAUAAUGAAGAAACUUGUUACUCCUACGCAGGUGGAUCAGUUUAUCCUGCGGGUGCAAAGCAUGCUGGACAUCAAUUACAAACAACAAAAGCAGUUAUUGGAAAACCAGCACCAUCAUGGGAAGGAACAGCAGUUGUUAAUGGAGAAUUUCACGAUAUCAAAUUGUCUGAUUUUCAUGGAAAGUAUCUCGUAUUUUUCUUCUAUCCCUUAGAUUUCACAUUUGUGUGUCCAACGGAAAUUUUGGCAUUUUCUGAUCGUGUUGAAGAAUUUAAGAAAUUAAAUGUACAAGUUGUGGCAGCCUCUGUUGAUUCACAUUUCACUCAUUUAGCGUGGAUUAAUACGCCACGUAAUGAAGGUGGUUUACAGAAUAUUAAAAUUCCGUUACUUAGCGAUCUUACACACAAAAUAGCCAAGGAUUAUGGAGUUUAUUUGGACGAUUUGGGACACACACUUCGAGCGUUGUUCAUAAUCGAUGGAAAAGGCGUUUUACGACAAAUAACAAUGAAUGAUCUUCCGGUUGGAAGAUCCGUUGAUGAGACGCUCAGAUUAGUUCAAGCAUUCCAGUAUACAGAUGAACAUGGAGAAGUAUGUCCUGCUGGUUGGAAACCUGGACAGGAUACUAUCAUUCCAAAUCCCAAGGAUAAAAUAAAGUUCUUCGCUAAACGUGAUCUCUAAAUAUAAAAUAAAUAGUAAAUAUUUUGUAUGAUAAUUAAAAAUUUCUGACUUUUGAAUAACAGCCAACCGGUGAAUAUUGUGUGAUUAUUAUAAUAAUGUUACAUUAUACAUAAUUUUUAUUCAGUGACAGUUGAUUCCGUUUUAUGAUACGAUUUUUUUUUUUACAAUCAAAUAUAAUUUUAUAAUUAUCUUUAAAUAAGUUGAGUGACAAUUUUUCAUACUUUGUAAAAAUAUAAAUAAAUAAAAAAAAGGAGUGUGAAUAUUUUUAAAAA
Molecule: messenger RNA, 1170 nt
Organism: Leptopilina boulardi
Lineage: Eukaryota; Metazoa; Arthropoda; Insecta; Hymenoptera; Figitidae
Product: peroxiredoxin-2-like
Exons: 5
Coding region: 146-898 (250 amino acids)
Biological process (GO): hydrogen peroxide catabolic process; cell redox homeostasis; cellular response to stress
Cellular component (GO): endoplasmic reticulum; cytosol
Molecular function (GO): thioredoxin peroxidase activity
Source: RefSeq, a predicted model, not a curated record